This is a messenger RNA of Solanum verrucosum, 1446 nucleotides long. RefSeq names its product protein SOSEKI 5. The record is from RefSeq and is a predicted model, not a curated record. Bases 38 to 1369 code for a protein of 443 amino acids. NCBI's taxonomy places the organism in Eukaryota, Viridiplantae, Streptophyta, Magnoliopsida, Solanales, Solanaceae. The transcript is spliced from 4 exons.
GGUUUCGUCGAGAUCUGUUAGAGCAAAGGACCUUCAAAUGCACCAAAAAUGGAAAGAUAGAGAAACUAGUCCUGAACGUAACAAAGUUUGGAUUGAAAAUCCAAAUCACAAGCUCAAAUCUGAACGCAAAGUGCCUGUUGUUUAUUAUCUCACUAGAAAUGGACAACUUGAACAUCCUCAUUUCAUGGAAGUUCCACUUUCUUCCCCUGACGGACUUUAUCUUAGAGAUGUGAUCAACCGCUUGAAUUUUCUCAGGGGAAAAGGCAUGGCUUCCCUUUAUUCCUGGUCUGCCAAAAGAAGCUACAGAAAUGGAUUUGUAUGGCACGAUUUGGCGGAGCAUGAUUUUAUAUAUCCAGCACACGGCCAAGAGUACGUUCUCAAAGGAUCAGAACUUGUUGAUGGUGAAACAAUGCUGACAUCUCAAUCGGAAGAAGAAGUAGAAUUUUCCACUUCCAAAAAUCAGGUGCCGGAAGUGAGAAAACUCAGCGAAGAUCACGAAUUUCCGGCAGUUUCACGGCGUCGCAACCAGUCCUGGUGUUCUGCCGACUUCCACGAAUACAGAGUCUACAAAGCAGAGUCGUCCAGUAACGAAUCCUCAGGAAAAGCCGCCGCCGAUGCUUCAACUCAGACCGACGAACGCCGUCGCCGGCGAAGAGAAAUCGGAAUUGCCGAAGAAGAAGAAGAUUACCAGAGUAUCGAGCAAACUCAAAGCCAGUCAACAGAACUUAGCAGAGGCGAGAUUUCACCUCCGCCGUCUGAUUCAAGCCCGGAAACACUUGAAACGUUGAUGAAAGCCGACGGGAGGGUAAUCGUACGGCCAGAAACUGUCAAUGAAGAUCAAACGGCUGCUAAUAAUCAAUCAAAUGGAAAGAGCAGAGGAUCUUCCGUGUUGAUGCAAUUAUUAUCGUGUGGGUCAAUGUCGUUCAAGGACUGUGGGCCCGGUGGUUAUGGAAAAGAUCAUGGGCUUUCAUUGAUUUCACAUUACAAAUCCAGGGUGCCACGUGGGCCGGGAUUGAAUUCGGUGGAGAAAGGUGCUGAGAUUACUACGGUGGAGCAUCACGGAAUCACAAAGCUAGAAGAUAAAGAGUACUUCAGCGGAAGCUUGAUAGAGACAAACAAGGACGAAUAUCCAGCUCUGAAAAGAUCUUCAUCAUUUAAUGCAGAUCGGAGUGCAAAGUUGGAAAUAAGGGAGAAGGAGAUAGAAGGGGUGAGAGCAAAAUGCAUUCCAAGAAGGCCAAAGAAUCAAUCCAGCAGAAAGGAAUUAGGAAGCAGCACUGACUUGUCUUGCGGUAGCAGUGGGGCUAGUAUUUCUAGUAGUAGCAGUAGCCAACAUGGUAGCAAAAGGCUAGUGGUUACACCCCAACUCUAGAUAUAGAGCUAAAUUAAGCAACAGUAGUUUAGAGGAUGAUCAGAAGCAUUCACCAAAACAAUCUCCUCUAGUUCUGA